UGAAGCGGCCUCUGCUCCGAGCAGCCGUCGGUGCUGCACUCAGGAUGUGUGAGGCCCAUCUGAUCUCCCCAGAGCCCUCUGACCCCAUUCAAUACUGUGGGGAGUCAUCUGACAGCUACUGCCAUCUGGACCGCUGGCAGAGGCUGCGCACGGCUGUCAGGAAGCUGGAGUUCUGGGAAAAUUUCAACACUGAGCUCAUAGGCAGUGGCUUCUUCUCCGAGGUCUACAAGGUGACCCAGGCUGCUGCCUGUAAGGUGAUGGYGGUGAAGAUCUACAAGAAUGACGUGGACCAAGAGGUGAUCGUGCGUGAGAUCAGCCUAUUGCAGAAGCUAACCCACCCCAACAUUGUCAGGUACCUUGGGAUAUGUGUGAAGGAUGACAAGCUGUACCCCAUUUUGGAGUACGUGAAUGGUGGUUGCCUGGAGGAGCUCCUAGCCAGCAAAGACAUUGCUUUGACAUGGAAGGAAAAAGUGGACUUGGCUUCUGACAUCACCAGAGGCAUGAUCUACCUGCACUCCAAGAACAUCUACCACCGAGAUCUCAACUCCAAGAACUGCCUCAUUCGAGUGACGCCGCAGGGCCGCGAGGCACUGGUGACUGACUUUGGGCUGGCCAGGGAGGUGGUGGAGCUGCCUGUGAAAGAUGUGGAGAGGAAAUUGUCUCUGGUGGGCUCUGCUUUCUGGAUGGCUCCUGAGAUGCUGCGGGGGGAGCCCUAUGACUGGAAGGUGGAUGUGUUUUCCUUUGGCAUUGUCCUUUGUGAAAUCCUGGGCAGGAUCUCAGCUGACCCUGAAGUKCUUCCCAGGACACAGGAUUAUGGCUUGGAUGUUGCUGCCUUCCAAGGAAUGAUCAGCGAAUGCCCCAAGCAGGUGAUGGACCUCGCUGCUAGCUGUUGUCGGGUGGAAGCAUUUAAAAGGCCGUGUUUCUCCAAAAUCAUGGAUGAGUUGGAGAAUGUCACAGAGACCCUGGAACCCAGGAGGGACAAUCAGCUUUUGGGCUGAGCUGUCUGCCUCCUUUGAGUCUUGGCAGAGAUACCCAAACUGGGACAGCACUCACUCUUCUGUGUCAGCUGUGGGGAGGAGUCCAGCAGCACCAGCGCCGGAAGAAGAAACCCAUUUCUG
This is a messenger RNA of Malurus melanocephalus (red-backed fairy wren), 1118 nucleotides long. Its product is annotated as dual specificity testis-specific protein kinase 2-like. The transcript is spliced from 10 exons. Gene Ontology annotation, cellular component: cytoplasm; nucleus. Lineage: Eukaryota; Metazoa; Chordata; Aves; Passeriformes; Maluridae. The coding region runs from base 45 to 998 and encodes 317 amino acids. The record is from RefSeq and is a predicted model, not a curated record. Gene Ontology annotation, molecular function: ATP binding; protein serine/threonine kinase activity. Gene Ontology annotation, biological process: actin cytoskeleton organization; protein phosphorylation.